Messenger RNA from Paramecium pentaurelia, 1275 nucleotides. The record is from the annotation of a GenBank genome assembly. NCBI's taxonomy places the organism in Eukaryota, Ciliophora, Oligohymenophorea, Peniculida, Parameciidae.
AUGGAAUUCCAAUAUGCAAAUGUUAUUUAAGCAUAAAUUAAGUACAUCUUAGAUUCUUCAUUCAAACUUAUAUCCGAAAAGAUAUUAUGCAGAAAUGUGACUCUCUUAACUGAAUGGCAAACUUUUACAACAUCCCAUAGUAUAACAUAACUAUAAUUUCAAAAACAUGACUUCGAUAAAGAUAUAAUAGAAGAUCUAGAAAUUAAGCCAACAUCUUAAGAGAACUUUUAAGCUUAUAAAAUCAAUCUCAAUGAAAAAGUACAAUCUACUUCCAGAAUGAAUACUGCUGCUUAAAAAUCUCAUAAAGCUCAUUUCAAACCUCAUACUACUUAAUUCAAUUGGGAUAAAGAGUAUCAUUAUUCAUUAAUUCAUAUUCCUGAACCUGAAGUAAUCAUUUCAACUGCAGAUGAAUAACUUAGAAGAAUGAAAAUUUAAUAAAUUAAUGAAUCCAAUAAAUAAAAAGAGUUAUAGCAAAUAUAACUUAAAGAAAAGAAAAAAUUAAAUGAAAUGAAUCUCAGAUUAAAAUAAUAAUUAAGUAAUAAAGAAUAUACAUACGAUUAUAAUUGUUAACUUAUUAUAAAUAAACACUCAUAAUUAUAAACUGAUAUUGUACCUCAACUUAAAUUUGAAAUUUUAAAGGAAGAAUAAAACAAUUAAUUUAAAAAGAAUUCAAAAAAGAAAAAAGAAGAAAUAUAAUAAUAAGUAAUUAAAAAAAGAUCAAAAGAACCUUUAAUAUCAUAAAAUACUAUGAAUUUUGGAGAAUCUAAAUCCUUUUUUCUAAAUAAUGAAGAUGAAAAUUUUGACAGAUAAACAUCUAAUAUUCCAUUUAUCAAACUCAGUAGAGGUGUUAGAUUAACAGAAGAUAAUCAUGAAUUGUAAUUUGAUGUUCAACCACAACCUAAAUAAUUAUAAAUAUAAAGAAAAGAAUCUAUUCAUUUAGAAACAUAAAAUUAAUCAACUUAUUUGAGAUUUAAUAUACUAGAAAAAUCAAAAGAAAAAGUUAUUAAAAGUAAUAAAUCUUGUAUUAAAACUGAAAGAAAUUAUGAAUAUUUAAAAGUUGAAAAAGAUGAUAGUACUUAUAGAUUCAAAACUUCUGCUCAGCAAAAUGUUAAUAAAACAUAAUAGGCUCAUUAAUUAAUUAUUGAUAAUACUAUUCUUAAAUAAGAUCUUGUAAAAUUGCCAAAAGUUCGAUCCAGAUCAAUUAAUAUUAGAAGUAAAAAAGAUAGAUAAAUUGCAAUUCACUCUAAGGAUCAAAUAACUAAUUAGAAUAUUUGA